Molecule: messenger RNA, 1731 nt
Organism: Arachis ipaensis
Lineage: Eukaryota; Viridiplantae; Streptophyta; Magnoliopsida; Fabales; Fabaceae
Source: RefSeq, a predicted model, not a curated record
CUGUUUUCCUGACUCUAUCCCUCUGAAAUUUCAAAUUUAUUCUGAACAUGCAUAUGAUGUAUUAUUGAUGAUUAUGCUGAAUUUUGAGAUAUUAAUGUUUUGAAUUUUUAUUUCAAUUCAUUCUAUUCAUAUUGAAUUAAUUCUACUGAAGAUUGAGUUAUAAAUUCAAUUGUUUAAUUUAUUAAUUUGACUGAGAUUGAUGUUUAGAUCCAACCUGUUGUAUUUGUUUUGGUGAAUUAAUUUUUUGCUGCUGUUGAUUCAAUAUAAAAAUAUUGUCACAAUUCUGGAUUGAAUUUACUAUAUGGCUUCAUAUGAUUUGGUUGAAUUAUGCUUAUGGUUCUGGAUACAUGUUUUGGAUGUUUUGGUGAGUGACUUGAUUGAAUUGACUUAGAAGAAAUUCACAUACUGGGGAGUUGGAGUUUUUUUAAUAAUUUUAUGAAUUCUUGGUGAUAUUGAAACUGCAGUACUAUGACAUUAGAAAGAAAUGCGAGGGAAAUCUGUGUUAUGACUUCUCCAAUGUAGAGACAUUCUUAAACGAGAAGACAGUUAGGGAUGCUUUAGGUGUUGGGAACUUGGACUUUGUUUCGUGUAGUAGCACAGUCUAUGAUGCUAUGAUGCAGGAUUGGAUGCAUGAGAAACCUCGAAGUUGGAAUCCCGGCUCUUCUUGAGGAUGGAAUCCAUGGUUCUUGUAUAUGCUGGAGAAGAAGAUCUCAUAUGCAAUUGGCUUGGAUACAUCAUCAACUGUUAACUAUGACAAAAUCUUGGCUAAUGCGGUUACCAAGACUAACAUACUUCUUGUUGAAGGGUAUCUAUUUGAACUACCCGAUACUAUUAGAGCAAUAACAGAAGCAUGUCAGAAAUCUCGCAGUAAUGGUGCCUUAGUUGCAAUAACAGCCUCAGAUGUCUCCUGCAUUGAGAGACAUUAUGAUGAUUUUUGGGAAAUUAUUGGGAAUCAUGCGGAUUUAAUCUUCGCAAACAGUGAUGAGGCCAGAGCGCUCUGCAAUUUUGACGCAAAGGAAAGCUCUGCUUUGGUUACAAGGUAUCUGGGCCAUUUUGUUCCGCUAGUAUCGGUAACUGACGGUCAUAGAGGCUCCUACAUCAGUCUAAAGGGUGAAGCCGUAUACAUUCCCCCGUUUCCAUGUGUUCCGGUAGAUACUUGUGGUGCCCGAGAUGCAUAUGCAUGCGGCAUACUUUAUGGUGUUCUAAGAGGCAUAUCUGAUUUGAAAAGCAUAGGUUCAAUAGCAACUAAGGUUGCAGCCACUGUUGUAGGUCAACAAGGAACAAGGCUUAGAGUCUCAGAUGCAGUGAAAUUGGCUGAAUCUUUCACAUUUCAUAGAUCUACUAUUGGAUCAGAUAUUGGCACUGAUCACAUUUCUAGUGUCUAAUCAGAUUGCACUUUGCAUUUGAUUAUGAUGAAGAAGAAGAAAAAAAAUAUUCUUUGAUUUAGAUAUAUGUAAUUUCCUUUUGUUUAGCAUAUUUCAAAGUUAUGUACAUACUCUAGUUGUAAAAAUAGGCAUGCUUUCAAUGGAAUUACUUAGGCUUCAAUUAAGUCUUCCAUUCUCAGCAUAGUCAUUUCUGGUUCAUGUAAAUAUGUUUUUCUUUACUUUCAUAAUAUGAAAUUUGGAAAAUUACAAAAAGAAGAUUCAAUCUAUAUGGCAUCCAAUGUAAGAACUAUAUAUUUUAUGAUUCUGGCUCAAAAUGAGAUCAGAAUAUUUUAACAGUUAUGAAUUA